AUGACUAAACUAAGAGAUAAUUAUGAAAAAGCUCAACAAAAAUUAGAAACAGCUGAUGCCAAUUUAAAAAUGUUUCUGUUUUUAUUAUUUAAAAUAAAAAAUGUUCUAAUUAUUUUGUUAAGAUUUCAUACACGAUCUGAUCGUUUAAUAUUAGCAAAUUUUGAUGAACGUUUACGUGAAUUAGAAGAUAUUCGUUGCGAAUAUGAACAAUCUCGAACAUUAUCACGCGAUAUAUAUGCAACUGAAACAUAUAAAAUAGCUAGUGAAGAACAUUCAAUUACAAUUAAACUUUUUUUAUCAAUAUUUAUAUGA
Rotaria sordida is the source of this 312-nucleotide messenger RNA. Lineage: Eukaryota; Metazoa; Rotifera; Eurotatoria; Philodinida; Philodinidae. The record is from the annotation of a GenBank genome assembly.